AUGGCAUCUUCUCUCUCUGGGAGCAUCACAAUCUCUGGUUCUCGGGCAACCCGGGGCUUAGUUCUACCGCUGAGGACGUCCAAGUCCAGGGCGCGGAGAGAGAGCCUUGUCCAGCUUCGCCGUCAUUCUUCAACUUCUACUGCCAUCGAGGCUACCCGAGCAGCUGCGCCUGCUCGAGGCACAGAAUCCCCCCUCUCAGAGCUUCCUUCUACCGUCUUGUGGCGAUCACUUCUCAUCAACGCUGUAUCAUCAAGACCAUGGCUUCUUCUGCCAUCCCUCACCCUCCUCCUCAAGCUCUCUCGCCCGGGAAACCCUUUCCUGUUCAAUGUCGACCGCAACCCCUUCCUCCGCUCCAUUCUCAAGCAGACAUUUUACAAGCAGUUCUGCGCCGGCGAGACAGGAGUCGAGACGCAGGACACGAUGAAGCAGUUGCAGGAUAUGGGAUUCCGUGGCACAAUCCUCACAUACGCCAAGGAGACCGUUUUCGAUCACCACACAAACGAGCAGCUCGGUCUUGGUGUUGAUGCGUCGUGCAAGGGUGAGGCCCAGUGGAAUGAGAGCAUUGAGGCGUGGCGCGCCGGAACAGUGAAGACUGUUGAGCUGCUCCGGGAGGGCGAUCAAUUAGCUGUCAAGCUUACUGGUGCAGGUCCUUCUGUCUGCGAAGCGUUUGCCAAUGGCACUCCCCUCCCUCAGCAAUUCCUCGACGCCCUCGACGAAAUCUCCCAAAAGUGCAAAGACCGAGGUGCCUACAUUCUGGUCGAUGCCGAAUCUCAGCACUACCAAUGGGGAAUCUUCAACGUGGGCAUGGAUCUCCAGCGCAAGUUCAACCGCGACGGACAAGCUGUUCUCUACAACACAUACCAGGCCUACCUCAAGAGCACCUCCGAGACUCUCUCCAAGCAUCUCGCCUGUGCUCUUGAGGAGGGCUUCACCCUCGGUGUCAAGGUCGUACGCGGCGCUUACAUGGCGUCUGACCCCCGGCAUCUGAUCCACGACACCAAGCAAGACACGGACAACGCCUACAACAAGAUCGCACAGGGGGUGCUCAGACAAGAGUUUGGUGGAUUCGGCGGCAGCAAUGCCAAGCCUUUCCCCUCCGCCAUGCUCCUCCUGGCCAGUCACAACAAGGAGAGCCUGGUGGCAGCGCACGAACUGCACCAGCAGCGGACCAAGGCGCAGCUCCCGACGGUGCCCGUCAAGUUCGCGCAGCUGCACGGCAUGUCGGACGAGGUUAGCUUCAGCCUGCUCAAGCUCAAGGACGACGCAGGGGUGGCCCCCGAGGUGUACAAGUGCUCCACCUGGGGCACCUUGGCCGAGUGCAUGGCGUAUCUGACGCGGCGAGGUAUGGAGAACCGGGAUGCGGCCUCGCGGACCCACGAUGAGUACAGCGCCUUGAAGACGGAGGCCUGGAGGAGAUUGGCUUUCUGGAGAUGA
This is a messenger RNA of Fusarium keratoplasticum, 1434 nucleotides long. Its product is annotated as Proline dehydrogenase. The record is from RefSeq and is a predicted model, not a curated record. Gene Ontology annotation, cellular component: mitochondrion. Bases 1 to 1434 code for a protein of 477 amino acids. Gene Ontology annotation, molecular function: FAD binding; proline dehydrogenase activity. NCBI's taxonomy places the organism in Eukaryota, Fungi, Ascomycota, Sordariomycetes, Hypocreales, Nectriaceae. The transcript has 2 exons.